Molecule: messenger RNA, 1200 nt
Organism: Microsporum canis CBS 113480
Lineage: Eukaryota; Fungi; Ascomycota; Eurotiomycetes; Onygenales; Arthrodermataceae
Product: TBC1 domain family member 20
Exons: 3
Coding region: 1-1200 (399 amino acids)
Biological process (GO): positive regulation of GTPase activity; endoplasmic reticulum to Golgi vesicle-mediated transport
Cellular component (GO): endoplasmic reticulum membrane
Molecular function (GO): GTPase activator activity
Source: RefSeq, a predicted model, not a curated record
AUGGCCGAGCAAGAACCCAGGUCGAGGGAUAUCAAACUGGGCCGGUUGCCUGCCGACUCAAAAGUCUACCAUCAGAAGAGAGCAGAGAUUCUCCAAGCAAGCAAGAAACAGGACGUUGGGUCGUUAGUCGAGCUUGCCACCUCAGAAGGGGGCCUGCUACAGGACGAUAUCCGUAAACAAGUUUGGCCAAUUCUCCAAGGAUAUAACCAUGCCACCCACACCCAGGAACUUCCGCCACUGUCUGAGCUGCCCAGUCAUGGCGAUGAAGACCAGGUCAGGUUAGACGUGAACCGAUCAUUCGUCUACUACCCCAAUUACAAGACAGAGAGACACUUGGAAGGCAAAAGAGAAGAGUUGCUAGACCUGAUUAUAUCGGUUCUGAGGCGAAACCCUAUGCUCUGCUAUUUCCAAGGAUAUCAUGAUAUCGCCCAAGUACUGCUUCUGGUCCUUGACCGUAAACAUGCGUACCAUGCCUUGGAACACAUAUCCCUCUUUCGUAUAAGAGACUAUAUGCUCCCUUCCCUUUCCCCUGCCCUCACGCAUCUUCAGUUACUACCAGCCAUCAUCACCUCCGUUGACCAGAAACUUGGCCAACAUUUAGCUGGCAUACAGCCAUUUUUCGCUCUUGCCGCCACCCUAACGCUCUAUGCACAUGACAUAGAAGAAUACACUGACAUUGCCCGGCUUUACGACUUCAUUCUUGCUCAUGAGCCAGUUGUAUCAAUAUACCUAUUUGCCACCAUAAUUAUCUCAAGAAAGGACGAACUAUACGAUAUUCCCACCGAUGAGCCCGAAUUGUUUCACGGCAUCCUGUCAAAGUUACCCCGCCCUCUUGAUCUUGAAGCUCUAAUCUCGAGGACGGUGCAGAUAUAUCAUGCUCACCCACCUGAGAAACUCCCCCAUGGCGCAUGGAGGACCAUCCCGUCCUGUAGUGUCCUUAAAACCUUGAGAAACCCUGGUCUGCACUCCACGCCAGAGCAAGCAAGGAGUUACUUCCAACAGCAAAUCCAAGGUCUGCGGAGGGAAAAGAUGCGCAAAGAUGCCGCAGUGCUUAUCCAAAAGCAUUCUCGUUCAAUCCAGGUAGUCGGUGCCGCUGUUAUCGUUGGCAUAAUUUCGUACUGGAUUAUGAAAAAAGAUCCUGACAUGAUGCGGUAUCUCUGGCGUUGUCUAGGGCCACUGAGGACUACUUUCAAGAUAUGA